AUGAUGAAUGGAAGGGUCAAAAAACGUAUGGAGACUGAAGCUGUAAUAGCUAAUAAAGUGACCGAGCCAGUAAAGGAGAGAAAUAAAGGGGAUGAAUGGAAGGGUCCUAAAGGGAAAGUAGUUGGUCAGGAAGUUCAGAGGGACAAACAAAAAAUGGAAUAUAGACAAAAAUCUGUUAUUCCUACUCAGGGGAUAGAAAAUAGAUUUGCUGUUUUGGAUAUUGAUGUUGAUGUCUCAGAGAGGGGAAUGACAGAGAUAGGGGAUGCUGGUGCUUUGGGAGAGAUGAAUGACAAAGAGGUGAAUCUGAAUAAUGAGAUUCAGGAAGUAGAGGUGGUGGAGAAGGUAGUAAGUGAGAAGGAAUUGAGUAAUCAGGAGGGAAAAAUAGAGUUGUCUGGGAAUGGUAGACAAGAGAAGCUUUUUAUUGAAUCUGAUCUUGGAAGGUUGCCUCAGAAUGAAGAUGUGCUGAAGGAAGAUGUGUUGGAGGAAAAGGAUUCUUCUUUCCUUGUUGAUUNGUAG
Molecule: messenger RNA, 516 nt
Organism: Ilex paraguariensis (yerba mate)
Lineage: Eukaryota; Viridiplantae; Streptophyta; Magnoliopsida; Aquifoliales; Aquifoliaceae
Source: the annotation of a GenBank genome assembly